UAUUUCUAUGAUUCUUGUUUGUUUACUCGUGCAAUUUGCAGUAGCAAUGAAAGAAUUGAUGAAUUAAUGAAAAUAUUAUAUCUAUAAUCUUUGGAAUUGAUGGUUUUGUAAAGAAGGUUGUGAAUCCUCGUGCCUGUGAUGCCUGGUACAAUCCUAGAGAAUCUCAGCGGUCGGAAGCUGAGUAUUCUUGUAACCAUCCUCUUGGUUUUUCAGAUGGCAUGUUUUCUUGUAGGAAUUACUUCUCCAUCUCCUGCUCGAUCUCAAACCAUUUUAGCUACAGUUUGCGAAGUUCACGAUACCAACCUUAAUGAAGAUAUAAAUGUUUGGUUUUCACGAGAAAAUUGUAGUAAAAUAGUUGAUUUGCAACAUCCCGAAUCAACAGCCAACUUAGAAGCCGAUAACUUGGUUUUCAUGAUGGAAAUUCCGUUGUAUGGUGAAGAUUUUUCAAGAUGGCAACAAAACCUUGUCGGUAUACUUCAAAUAGAUUCUGAUUACCAUAAGAAUCUCCAACUGUUAGAACCUGUCGUUGAAAUUUCUAUAGAUGCAAGAUUGGCUUACAGUAACAAACUGCCAAAUAGUAAGAAAACAGAAUGGAAAUAUUAUGCUCAUUCUGAAGAGAAACGUUACAUGGACUGCAGCAUAGAUAAAAGUAUAAAAAAUUUGGAUGGUCAUCCUUAUGACUGCUCAAUGGUCCCUUUGUUUGAAUUAGGCUGUUUGUAUCAUGAUUACUACCUUCUCAAUGUUCGUUUACCAUACAAUUAUACAUCACAGAAGAAUACAAAGUUAACUUCUCGGGUGACGGAUAUGUAUCUUCAUAUAAUUCAUAUGAAUGGAGGUUUUACUCAGGUGUGGUUAUCAAUGAAAAUGAUUUUCUUCCCCAUUAUCACAUCAAUAAUGGUUUGGUUCUGGAAUCGUGUUAGAAUGUUAACGAGAGUGGCGGCAUUGUUAGAAUGUAUGUUGAUGUGCCUAGGGGGUGCUCUAGCUCUUUUGGAUCUGCCAUUGGAAUAUCUCAGUUUGCAUUUUGAGAUGCCAUAUAUGCUACUCUUGGGUGACAUACGUCAAGGUAUAUUUUAUGCUGCAUUACUUUCUUUCUGGUUAGUUUUUGCUGGCGAACAUAUGUUGAUUCAAGAUAACGGUUGUAAGAAUAGCAUUAAGUUAUAUUGGAAACAUCUAAGUACUAUAAUUAUUGGGUGCCUUUCUUUACUCAUUUUCGAUCUUUGUGAGCGUGGUGUACAACUUAUUAAUCCGUUUUAUUCAAUUUGGGUCACUCCAAUUGGCACCAACCUUGCUUUGACUUUUAUUAUAUUGGGUGGACUUUCUGCUUCCCUUUAUUUCGUCUUCCUUUGUUACAUGAUCUGGUCUGUCUUUAAAAACAUCAGUAUUAAAAGAUCUGUGCUUCCUAGCAUGAAUCAAGCCCGCAGACUCCAUUACGAAGGAAUCAUCUACAGAUUUAAUUUCCUCAUGUUGGCAACGCUAGUUUGCGCGGCUGUAACUAUCAUUUCUUUCAUUUUGAGUCAGGUUUCCGAAAGUCAAAAUAAGUGGGAUGAAAAUGUAACUAUACAGCUGUCUUCGGUAAUGCAUACAGGUGUUUAUGGAAUGUGGAAUGUUUACAUCUGCGGAAUGCUUAUUUUAUAUGCUCCAAGUCACAAACAGUGGCCCUCUGAGCAGAUUUGUGAUGAAGGGGAAGAGGUAGAGUUCAAUAGACUUCCUGUGGAUUCCAGCCCUAAUGAGAUUUCAUCUCUGACUUCAUUUGCUACCAAAGCAAACAUUGACUGAAAAUUCACUGUUUGAAUUCUUCAGAUUAUUUUGGAAUCAUUACAAUAUCCAUAUGUAUGUAAAAUGUAUGCAAUAAUUAUUGUCUCACUCAUACAUUCAAAUGUAUCAUUUUACUUGGCAUUUCAUCUUAUAUUAUCCCAAAACUAUUCUUUUUUAUUUAUUUUCACCUGUAUUUGAAUGUUAUACUCACUCGAGUUUCAUAUCAUUUUAAUAGUUCCUUGAAUCGUUUUUUAGACAUGAAUUAUUCAAUUCAAUAUGGCAGUAUUACAUCAAAUGUGAUCUUUUUUGUGAAUUACUUAAUUUUUUUCAGUUUUAUAUUGUAGUUUUUUAAUAUCCUUGCUAAUAAAAUCUUUCAUUUAUA
Messenger RNA from Coccinella septempunctata (seven-spotted ladybird), 2137 nucleotides. RefSeq names its product protein wntless (gene wls). Gene Ontology annotation, cellular component: organelle membrane; endomembrane system. The record is from RefSeq and is a predicted model, not a curated record. The coding region runs from base 139 to 1776 and encodes 545 amino acids. Gene Ontology annotation, molecular function: Wnt-protein binding. Lineage: Eukaryota; Metazoa; Arthropoda; Insecta; Coleoptera; Coccinellidae. The transcript is spliced from 2 exons. Gene Ontology annotation, biological process: Wnt signaling pathway; Wnt protein secretion; intracellular protein transport.